Molecule: messenger RNA, 2004 nt
Organism: Lachnellula hyalina
Lineage: Eukaryota; Fungi; Ascomycota; Leotiomycetes; Helotiales; Lachnaceae
Gene: nscR
Product: C6 finger domain transcription factor
Exons: 2
Coding region: 1-2004 (667 amino acids)
Biological process (GO): DNA-templated transcription; regulation of DNA-templated transcription
Molecular function (GO): DNA-binding transcription factor activity, RNA polymerase II-specific; DNA binding; zinc ion binding
Source: RefSeq, a predicted model, not a curated record
AUGUCUCCUACCCCCCAGAUGCACCGAGCUGUGGCCAAGGCGGACAGCGACAACGACGAGUAUGAGAGGCCCAAGGUACGCCUGAGCUGCCUUCAAUGCCAGCGGCGGAAGAAGAAGUGCGAUAAGGACAGUCCUUGCCAGGCCUGUGUAUACGCAGGAAUAGCUUGCACCGCUGUAUCACGAGCCCGACUUCCACGUGGUCGUCAUGCACCCCAGAAGGAGAGCGGAGAUCUACGACGGCGGGUCGCACGACUCGAGGAAUUACUGUCGUCCCAAAGAGACGAUGCAGCAGGUGGCCAAUCAGCCCCCGUUCAGCCUCAGAAAGCCGAUCUGAGUUCCAGGCUAUCUAACUCCAGGCUAUCCGACUCGGCAUGGACGUCGAUCAGCGAGGAGGUAUUUGGCAUCCGGGAGCUUGUGGAUUCCUUGGCUGACGCCGAGUCUCCCGAGUCCCAAAACGAGACUACAGAGACAGACCGGAUCCAGCGAUUUGAUGUACUUUUAUAUAGCGAUAGUCCAUGUUUUGUACAGCCAUAUGUACUUGACCUACCACCCGUACCCGUCGUAUCAGCCCUGGUGGACAACUAUUUUUGUCGAAUUGAUCCUGUAUUCAAAGUAACUCAUGCACCCUCGAUACGGGAAUUAUUUUUGCUGGAUGAGGACAGUCUUACUCCUGCUCAACAGGCGCUGAAGUUCUCGGUUCUGUUCACAUCAGUGUGCAGCCUGGACGAAGAGGAGUUUCUCCAGCGCUUCGAUUGCAACCGAAAUUCCAUGCGUAGCCGACUUCAAUUAGCUACAGAGGUCUACUUGUCCCAAUCGAAAUUGCUGGAUACCACCAAUUUGAUGGUCUUGCAAUCAUUCGUUAUAUAUUUGGCCGGCCUUCGAACACUUGUUGGCUGUCGACAGAUCUGCGUUUUGAUGGCAACUGCUGUCCGUAUUGGGCAGUGCCUUGGUCUGGAUCUUGAGCAAUCAAGCCAUACGCCAUUUGAAACGGAAAUACGACGCCGUAUUUGGUGUUCUAUAGGCAUACUUGACUUUCUAUCCACGUUCGAUAGCGGAUCUCACUCGGCACUUGCUGGAGGUGCAUUCUUCAGAGCCCUGCCACUGCACAUUAAUGAUGCCGAUAUCUCGCCCGACAACCUCAAGCCGCCAUCCGUGCGCUCCCAAUUCAGCGAAAUGAGUUUUUGUGCCGCGACACAUAAUAUGUUACAAUAUUUGAAGAAGAUGAUCUAUGUUCCGCUAGAUCCUGAGGGACGUCCACUUCUACAGCAAAAUUGGGCUCAUCGAUACGCCAUCGCGGAAGAGUGUGUUUGCGUUCUCAACAAACAAUACCUCAGGUACUUGAAUAAUGGCGAUCCUUUCCAUAUGUUUAUGGCAAUAGUCUGUGAGACGACGAUCACAACGAUGCGUCUUCUAAUACGCCGGCCGUUGUAUCGCUUCUAUAGUACCGCGCCGCCACCAAGCGACAAUUUCAAUGUACUUGAAGUUGCUAUGCAGGUUCUACACCUGUCUUUGCAGAAAUCCACGAAUGACGUGUUUAAGCCGUGGAGCUGGUACUUCUGGGCCAAGUGGUAUCCUUUGGCAAUCCUGUUUUCAGAGCUUUGCGAACAUACCGAGGGCGCCAAUGUUGACAAAGCUUGGAUUGUCGCAGAACUCAGCUACUUGGAUCUCAAAGAGACGUGUCGUGAGGAUAGCAUUUUGAUAUCGAUGGAGAAACUGAAGCGUAAAGCUCAAUCGGCUAGGAGUUUCAAGACUGUAGUCGUGCAACAGCCACAGCUUGACGGCGGAUUGGUCCAUAAUAGCAAAACCACCAUCGGGCUUGAAAAGAAUGUGGUGGCCGGUGUUGACAGAGGCUACCAACUUCCAGCCGCUGCAUUUGACGAAAUAUUAGGCCACGAGGGGCAAUUCUUAGGAGACCUAGAAAUGCUGUCUUGGAAUAACUGGGAAUCUUUCAUCCAGGACUUGGGUGAUCCUAUUGAAUUGGACGCAGAUUAUGAGAGUUACUAA